UUAUAUAGAAUUUUUAAUUUAGAAAAUAGACCGCCAAAAUAACGCUUAAACACUAGAUAAAUUUAACCCAUGAUAUUUUCAUAACAUUACCAAAUAUGGAUGUAUGAAUUUUGAGGCGUUGGAAUUUAACACCAUCCAUUUGUGAUCAGUUGUGUGCUUUGAACAUAAUACCAUAGUGCUGAAUUGAUUCCCUACUAUGAUUAAGUGAUGGGUUACUCCCUUUUAGUAUAAAACAUUAGUGCUUUUAUUUGGAGUUAACUAAAGGUUUAGUAAGGUUAUGUUUGCAGUGUGAUUACAGUUUUCUCAAUCUAGCCUAGGCUCUAUUAUUUCUAAGAUGUCUUUCAGAGUCGUAAGGUCAAGUAAGUUCCGGCAUGUUUACGGAACCGCACUCAAGAGAGAACAAUGUUACGAUAACAUCCGAGUUUCAAAAUCAUCCUGGGACUCAACCUUUUGCGCUGUCAAUCCAAAGUUUCUAGCAAUUAUUGUCGAGUCAGCUGGUGGUGGGGCUUUUAUCGUUCUUCCACAUAAUAAGGUGGGAAGAAUAGCUGCGGAUCAUCCUCUAGUAGGGGGUCACAAAGGUCCGGUGCUAGACAUCGCCUGGUGUCCUCACAAUGACAACGUCAUCGCGUCAGGAUCUGAAGAUUGUGUGGUCAAGGUGUGGCAAAUACCUGAUGGAGGAAUUUCUAGAACUUUGACGGAGCCUGUAGUUAAUCUUGUUUACCACCAGAGGAGGGUUGGAUUGGUUCUGUGGCACCCUACGGCGCAGAAUGUACUUCUUACAGCUGGCUCAGACAAUCAAGUAGCCAUAUGGAACGUGGGGCUGGGGGAAGUUUUGGUCCACAUCGACUGCCACCCGGACAUCAUCUACAGUGCCUGUUGGAACUGGGACGGCUCCCAACUACUCACGACCUGUAAGGACAAGAAGAUGAGACUGAUCAACCCUAGGUCCGGCGAAAUCAUUGAGGAGGCGAUUGGCCAUGAGGGUAGCAAAGCCACCAGAGCCAUCUUCCUGCGCAGUGGACUCAUCUUCACAACUGGGUUUAGCAAGAUGUCGGAGAGGCAGUACUCACUCCGGGCCCCGGACCAUCUCAGUGAGCCGAUCAUCAUGGUUGAGCUAGACACCAGUAAUGGAGUCAUGUUUCCUCUCUACGACCCAGACACCAAUCUAGUCUACCUUUGUGGCAAGGGGGAUAGUGUAAUCAGAUAUUUCGAGAUCACCGCAGAACCACCUUAUGUGCAUUACAUCAACACCUUCCAAACACCCGACCCCCAGAGAGGCAUCGGAAUGAUGCCAAAACGAGGCUGUGAUGUCUCCGUUUGCGAAAUCGCACGAUUUUAUCGACUGAACAACUCUGGACUUUGCCAAGUCAUUUCUAUGACUGUCCCACGAAAGUCCGAGCUGUUUCAAGAGGAUCUGUACCCAGAUACCCUGGGUGAUGUGUCGUCCUUGUCUGCGGAAGAGUGGUUUGAAGGCAAGGAUGCAGAACCUGUGUUGAUUUCUCUCAGGGAUGGUUACACCCCUCCGUCUGCUCCCAAGUCAGAGUUCAAGGUCAACAAGAAGGCUAAUCUUCUGGACAGUCGCAGACCAGGGCAAAAGUCUGCCCCUGUCAUCGACACUGCUGUUUCGGAAGAUAUGAUCAAAGAAUUUAGAGAAGAAAUCAGAAAACUGAAAGCCAUGAUUGUCAAACACGAGAAUAGGAUCAGAACUCUAGAAGAGAAGGAGAAGAAGGCUGAAGAAGAGGAAGGUUUGGUAGGAGACGGUUUGCGGGUGGGAAGAACAGCUCCAAUCUCUGCACCGAUUAGCAACGAGGACAACCAUCAAAACUCCGACCAUGAAGACUUGGCUCCUGAUGAAGUCUAGCCAAAUCCCAUUCAGUGGGAUCCGACUCUAGUUACCGCCACCUAUUCUAUCACACCGAAACCCGCAUCUACUAUUUGUUAGUCUAAUCACAUCUUGAGGAGAGACGAAAAACGAUCUACUCACUACUUAAUUUUUCUUCGGCUUUUGUAAUAUUUUCUUUUUCCUUUUUGUAGAAAAUCGAAUAAUUGUUGAUAAACGUUUUGAACCAUUGCAUAGAAAGUUCUGUAAAUUGGUAUGAAGUGUUCUUGUAAAGUAUUUAAAUUUUGUCGGUGCAAUAAUCUAAAAGUUUUGACUAACAUCUAACAAUUCAUUUCUAAGAUAUUAACAAUUUUUAUUUUCUCACAUUAGUAGUCCUACCUACUUCGACGACAAUAGAUUUAACUAUUUAAAAUAAUACUUUGUUUUUUUUUGGUGCCAAACUGAUAAAAGUGUGUGUCAAUUAAUGUUUUUACUUAAAUUGUCAUUUUCAGUAUUUUAGCCUCUGGUAAUAAUUUUACAAAUAUUUGUACGCUAUUGUUAAUAUGUGCCUUGUGAUUUUUGGCUGAGAAACGCAACAUUUAUUUUUGGUAUUCCUGUCUUCCCCUUCCUUAAACUCCACGAGCGAAAUGUUGUAUUUAUUCACUCACAGUUUGUGUUUUCUACUUCUUUUGUAAUUAGUGUUGUUACUUUGUAUUUGUCGUCGCCCCUCAUCAUCAUGAAAUGUGUUUGAUUUUUUAUGAAAUACUUCAUUUUCUUUUUGUAAUUUAUUCCACUUAAUUGUAUUGUUUGAAUUUGUUGUUUGAAGUUUGUCUCUGUUUAAUUAACCAAAGUUUAUAUCGUUAAGUCAAACAAUAAAGGUGAUUAGAAAGCUGAAAGCUUAAGUUGCAGUCACCUCACUAAUUGCAUUUAUUCUGUGAUAAGACCAUGUCACAAAUUAGGUUAAGUUAACUUAAAGCCUAACAACGAAAAAUUAAACUCUAUAUCAAACCAAUGUAGUUUUUAUUAUUGUAUUGAUAAUGAUUACAAACAAUCAACAUAAGUAUUGUAACUUAAUAUUUAAUAAUUUGUCCAGUAUUCAGUAAACAUUUUUGCAUAUAUUACUUAACUUAGUGCUCAAUUUGUACUGUUGAGUUUUGGUUAUCCGACCUAAUUUGACUGUAAGAGUAAAGAUUGGAUACCAAAGAGAAUAAUAAAAACAAACCAAUCUAAAAGUGUUAAAUCAAAUUAUAUUUAAACAUUAAAUACUUUCAAAAUAUAGGCUUGGUUACGAAAUAUUUUGUAGUACUGUGUAACAUCUAUAUACUUAAUAGAGUAAGGGGUUUCUCUGUACACAUCGCUUUUUCGGCCGUCCUACUUAACCGAUUUUUACAUUUGAGGUGACAUUUUGAAAACUUAUGAUAUAGCGCGGGGACAAAUGGUAAUUAAGAAGGUAAAAGCCUUAAAGCUUUGCCCUUCUAGUGUUUGCCUGCAGUUGAAUUUUUAACCACAGUCAGAUUGUUAACAAGCGACAAAACACUUUUGGAAAAUGGACUUUUGCCACUUGAAUUGAUAUUUUUAACCUUAUUAGGGUAGGUAAGUCACUCUUUAGGUUUAGGUUCACAAUCUUCAUAGUUUAAAUAUUGUAGGUUAGUAGUAUUAUUUAUCUAAUCUAUCUACUGUCUUAAACAAGCAUAAUAUAUUUACAAUCUAAUAGUACUCAUUUGUCUAGAACAAAAUGAAGCCCGGAUAACGCAAAAGGUCGGAUAACCAAGUCUCUACCGUACUUUAGUUGAAUGCAUAUUAAUGUUUAGCACAAACUCCACUUAAUUUAUGAUACAAAACUAAACAAAAAGUACAAAAUAAAUUAUUUAAAAAUUAAUGUUUUAAAAUUAUUGACGUUUAAUAGUUUAAUGUAGAAUAGAUAAUGAAUGCCUUUUAUGUUUUAAUAGCCCAAAAUUAUUCUUUAGCUGUAAAUCUAUUGUCAGGAAUAAGUACAGUUAGGUUUUUGUCGUAUUUUGGGAUAAAUUAAUAAUAACACACACAAAAAUAGUAGGCCUAGAUAUUAAAAAGUCAUGUAACAUUAUUGUGCUACGCACAAAUAUAUUCCUGUUGGGUGUUUUCUGAUGUAUUUUAAUAAAUAUUUAUGACUCAGACUGAAAUUUUAAAUUAAGCUUAUUCAUAAAAAGUUUUGUUGAACAAAUUUACCUAUACACAUAGUAGUAGCCUAUUACUAUAUUUACUACUGUAAACCCUCAUUUAUCUGUAGAGUCAUUUAAUAGCAGUUAGUAGAAAUGUUAUUGCUAAGUUUACACUUUACAAUGUUAGAAUACUACUUGUGCUUCAGUAGUUAAUUAUUUUCAAAAUUCACAGUACAGUAUCCAAAUUUUUUCUGUAAAAUAUGUUUUGAUUAUAGACAAAGGGUACCCAAACAACCCCAGAAAACCACUGUCAUUCUUCAAAUUAAGUUUAUCUUAUUUUUUUUUGUAUUAUUAUUAGUUUCUAGCUCCAAUUAACCUGGAUCAAUGAAGGUUUCCUGUAGUAUAUUAUAUUUCAAUAAUUUUGUAUCAAUAGAUCAAGCUUAUCCAACACCCUACUUCAGUAAAGUACAAAGCAUUAGGCAAAUAAACUUAAAUGUGAACACAAGUUAAAAAUAUUUUAAACAGUAUGAAAUUAAAUCUAAUUGUACUUAAUAAUAGGGUAAGCAAGUAUUUAUCCAUACAAUUGAGUAUUUAGUGAAACAUUAAUUUUAAACAAGUAUUUUCUACAAUGUUACUUUUUGUAUUAUGCUUGAUUUUCAAAUCAAACUGAUAUAACAUUUUUGAAUACUCAGGGUUCUAACCGACAAAAGUGUUGAUACAAGUCAUUAAAAUAUAAUUUACAAUUAUAUAUGUAACUUGUUAAAUAUUUGAAUAUCAAUGCUGAUUUAUAUACAAUAAACAUUUUUAAGGAUGUAGACUUCUACUUAAAAUUAAAAUGUUCAUACAACAAUAACGUUUUAUCACAGGACAUGCUUUUUAAUCAAGUUACUUCAUUUGAUGUGUGAGUGUAAUUUUUAUAUAAGAAAUGAAACAAAACCAUUAUCGUUUGAAAAAGUUUUGAUAUAUUGUCUUUUUCAGAGUUAACUCAACAGCUUUGAAAUUUUAUUAAAAAGUAAAUUAGUAAAAUAAAAUCCCAAAAGCAAUCAUGGACAAACAACUUGAAGCAAACUAAAAAUACAUCACAGUUAGUUAAAAAAAAUUACAAUCAGUGUUAAAGCAAGUAAAUUAUAUUUAUAAGUAAAACUGAGGCCUCAGACACAUUUUUGUUUUUUUACAUCAACAUUCAUAUUUUUAUCCAACACACGAUAUAGUUACAAAAUAUAGUAAAAAACCCCGUCAAAACACUGUAACUUUAUCUUAUGAAGAGUUGCAUCUUGGAAAUAACAAUGCAUUUUUUAAUUUUUAAAAGAUGUUCAGUUCUUUUGGGAUACAGUAUCCUCUAAAUCAACUUUUAUUGGUAUAAAAUGAUGUGGAUCUUAAAAUAUUCUCAUUUUAUAUUCAAAAUAUAGAUUGGGUUUGAAAUGAGCAAAGAUCGUUAAUUAAUUUGUCAAUGUUUGUUUUUUGUAUAUUUUAAAUGUGAGAUAUUACUGAUUUAGGUUUUAAGGUUUUUAUCUAAUACAAUUAUCUGGUGCCUUAAGAGUGAUGUUUGCACUUUAGCCCAUUAAGAGGCUCGGCUUUCUAAUCAUUUACUUAAAGAGCUGUGCCUGAAGGUAUCUUUUGUAAAUAAAGAUUUAUUAGCUUUGAUUGUUAAUUUGUUAAUAAGUCUCAUUAAAAUAGGUUGUUAUAAUGUAUUUGUAGUGCUUAACUCCUUAACUUAUACCUAGUUGCUAGUUGCUCAACGGUAGCAUUGUUUUCAGUUCUAAUUGAAUCUGUAUAUUAUUAAUUUUUUAGUCUGUGCAGCGUUUGGAAAAUAAGCGCAGAUUUUUAGACAAACUCUUAUAAAACAUCACUUGUUGCUCGAGCUUAAAAGAGAAAAAAAUGUUUUAAACUUUACAUAAAGCGAAAAAGAGAGAUAUGACAAUAACUUUGUUUUUGCACAAACUGUUAACUUGUAAUCUCUUUGUCUUAACAGUGAAAUAUAUGUUGGUCUUAUGUGUUGUUAAUGUUGUUAUUCACCAGUUGUUUGACUGAGCUCAUGUAUUUAUAUUUUAAUUUUGCCUGUUAAAAUAGCAUUUCUCUUAUGAUAAUUUUAGAUAUUGAAUGAACAAGCUAAUUGUUAUUUUUUUUAGACAGGAUAAACAUAGACAAUUGAAUGUUUUGCAUGCUGAUAGAUAUUAAACAAAUCAAAAUAGCAAAAGUCAAAUAAUUUUACAGAAUUAUUAAAAGAAAUUAUAUUUAUAAUAUAUAAAAUAAACUAGGUUGUAGAAUAUAAUUAAAUAAAUUUUAACUUUUGUCUGUAUUUAUUUUUAUAUUUAAUAAAAUGUCACAAGUUUAUAAACAAAUUGUAUUUAGUCAUAAAUUUUUGUGUUUGCAAAGAAUUAUUUUAAUGACGUAUUUAGCUACAACAAACAUUGUUGUUUAAGUAUUACAUCACUGAUAAAAUAAUUUGAUCAAAUCUUGUUCCUAUUACAAAUGUAUUUAACAAUGAGAAUGUUGCUAGCCACUAUGGACAAAAGUUUUGAAAAGUUCACAAGUACCUUAAUGGACACGUUAAAUUUGUUAACUGUAUUCUGAAUAUUUUUAAUACAAAUGUUUAAUAUGCAA
Macrosteles quadrilineatus (aster leafhopper) is the source of this 6561-nucleotide messenger RNA. Its product is annotated as coronin-1C-A-like. The record is from RefSeq and is a predicted model, not a curated record. The transcript is spliced from 10 exons. Gene Ontology annotation, molecular function: actin filament binding. NCBI's taxonomy places the organism in Eukaryota, Metazoa, Arthropoda, Insecta, Hemiptera, Cicadellidae. The coding region runs from base 335 to 1861 and encodes 508 amino acids. Gene Ontology annotation, biological process: actin filament organization.